AUGACACGGGAUUAUGCACCGGAAGCACAACUGAAGGGAAACCUUGGAGCCACUAUGAUAAGCGAUUCAUCCAACCCUGAAGAAAUAAGACAUGAAGCAAUGGAACCAGAAUUAGAAUCACUGUGGUUUAAGGCAUUGGCUUUACAAUUGAAACCAAUAAACAAUGAUAUCGAGAUAUCGCGGUCAGCCUUCGAAUUGUUGUCUGUUCUUGCUAUGGAACAAAUAGAUUCAAUGGCUAGUGAACUGCAUCGUAUAGCUGCGAUACAGAGGCGUCAACGAGCCUCCAAGAUGGAUGUAUCCCUCUUACUGCGAGGGUUCAAUUUAACUCCAGAUGAUAUAGAUGUUACACUACAACAAACGCACUAUAUUAAAACUCAAUACGUUCCUCAAUCGGAUACAAUUAAUAGUGAGACAGAAGAACUGAAUAAGAUUAAAGAACAAAUUAAAAAGGAUAAAUUACUUAAUAAUACACCAUUUCAAUUGAUAGAACAAGAACAGGAGGCAGCACUUCCCCUUAGAUCUUCAAAUGAUUUACAAAAAUAUAUUCCUCAUUGGUUACCGAAAUUUCCACCAGACCAUACUUAUAUGUUUACUCCACAGUAUAAUAAUCCUACUACGAAUGAGGUUUUGAUAAGAAUAAAAGCUGCUGAGGAAGGUAGGCAAUCGGAGAAAUCGUUGCUAGGCUUGAUAGGUACAAGACAUGUCAAUGGACACUCCCUUGAGACAAAUCCAAAAGAUACAAAUAUAGUCAAUGAUGGAGAAAUGACACCAAACGUGGGGGAAGAAUUGAUGUAUCCAUAUUCCAAUAAACGUUUAGGGGAAAAUUAUAGGAUAGGUUCUAAUCGUGUAACUAAGAGGCAACCGUUGAGUACACUAACGCAUAUCCCAAAGACGUUCAAUGUUGAAGAAUAUGCUCACAAAAGAAUUGAAUUGGCAAGGGCAAAGGUUAAUGAAUACGAAUUGAAACAGAAGUAUCGUAAUAACGAUCCAUUUUUAAAUCUAACAAAAUUAAUCAUUCAAAAUGAUAAAUUCCACAAGAAUAGGUUUCAGGUUGAUAAAGAAGUGAGGAAUACACUUCAGAAUUCUUUCCGUAAGAUGCUUUCUAGAAUACCAGAGACUCGUAAAGAGAAAGCAAGAGUGAUCCAGGAGGCAAAAGAACGUAGAGAGUUGAAACUUGAAGAAUUGAAACAACUCCAAGAGAAACGUGAAAAGGAACGUAAGAGUGACACAGCAACUUCCGCCCAUUUGGAGACCAUCCUUUUUGAGACCAACUUUACAACAAAUAGAAACAGUAAUGGUGUUGGAAUUGGGAGUAGUAACGGUGACGAUAUGGGGUUAUUCGAUACUUUAGAUAGUAGUGAUGAUGAGGCCCAUCCUAUUGAUAUAAAAAUUACCACUGAUGAUAGGGACGAGAAGGAUGAGGAAGAUAAUGAUACCAACACAAUAGACGGUACAUCACUUCCUAAGGAGACAACAACGCCAUCCUUCAACAUUGUACCUCAACCAAUACAGAAUGUGGAUAACGAAGAACAUCAUGUCAAGAUAAUGGAACCAUCUAGGGUCGAAGAAAAGAUCGUUACAAAUGAUGAUGUCAGUAAUACUGAGUUACCAGAGGCUACUACUAUCACCACAACAAGUGCCAGUAUCACUAUGUCCACCAUAGAUACUAUAGGUACGACAAUUACUACUACGACAGAUGCGACUUCUCCUGGUGCAAUGGCAGAGACAAUUACAAAUACAAUUACUGAUACGGCGAACGCCAAAACGACGAGUAUUGGUGUAAUGGAGUCGCAUGAAAAUGAGCAGCCGGUCUUAGAAGAUAGUUCUGGAUCGAAUGACCAAGAUGGUAUAUAA
This is a messenger RNA of Maudiozyma barnettii, 1854 nucleotides long. RefSeq names its product Taf8p (gene TAF8). The record is from RefSeq and is a predicted model, not a curated record. Bases 1 to 1854 code for a protein of 617 amino acids. Gene Ontology annotation, biological process: transcription initiation at RNA polymerase II promoter. NCBI's taxonomy places the organism in Eukaryota, Fungi, Ascomycota, Saccharomycetes, Saccharomycetales, Saccharomycetaceae. Gene Ontology annotation, cellular component: transcription factor TFIID complex. The transcript has a single exon.